AUGAAGAUAAAGCAUGUUGCAUUACCGGACAUUUGGAGAGUUUGUAAUAAGAUCCGUGCUGCCAUUUUUCGUACCGGAUUAAAUCUUUAUGAUUAUUUCAAACCGUUGGAUCCAAAUAAUAAUUCAUUAAUCUCUGAAAGGCAAUUUAUAACGGUUUUGGGAAGACAAAUCCGUAAUCAAAUAGGAUUAUCAGAUCAAGAAAUAUCAGAAUUGGCUGAUUAUUUUAGAGUUCAAGAUGGCCGAAUUUUUUACACACAACUAUGUGAAGUCAUACACAAAAGCGUACCUGAUUUUUCACAAAAUCAACCAUUCACAACGGGAUUAGAAUGGGAAGAUCCGUUACACGAGAAUUUUUUAGGGCCCGCUGAAGAGAGAAAAAUUGAAAUAAUAAUGGCGAAAAUUGCAUCACUCGUUAAUGUAAAACAAUUAAUAUUACGUCCUUAUUUUCAAGAUUACGAAUUGAUUUCAAAAAGCUGCGGAUCGAUAACGAUUGCACAUUUUGGAAGGAUUCUUUAUUUUUUAGGAAUUCAUCUUUGUGCUGAUGAAUUUAAUCUUUUGGUUAAAAAAUACGUUAAAGAUUCUUAUACCCUAAGUUACAAUGCAUUUCUUGCAAAAUUAAAUGAAAUCACGCGAUAUUGGGAAAAAUUUGGAUUCACCGAUAUGGGAGGAGAUCUCCUUCAACAGUUCCCUGGAAGAUUAAUAAAUGCCGAAUUACCAAAAUUACCCCGUCCGGAAAUAAACGUCAAAUCAAAUAAAGAAAUAUUUGGUGCGCAAAAGAAUUUUCAUCCGGUCAUGGACAAACCUCCACCUCCGGACGAUUUAAUAACGGUUAUGAAAAGAAUACAAAGACACGUUUUUGUUAACAGACUACGAACGACCGAUUUUUUUCAGUGUUUUGAUCAAUUGAACAGUGGAAAAGUGACCAUUAAUCAAUUUCAAAGAGGAAUUAAUUUAUUGUCGACCCCUCAUUUGUACCUUUCCGAUUUUGAAGUUUGGCAAAUAAUUGUCUGUUACAGAGAUCCAAACGAUAGCGAUAGAGUUUGCUGGAGAACUUUUGCCGAUGACGUAGAUCAAGUGUUCACGACAAAAGAAUUGGAAAAAUGGCCCGAAUUGAUAGUUGAACCAUUUCCGUAUGACGUUAAAGAAUUAAGACAACGAGGACAGGAAGAAUGGAUUAAUGUCGAUUCUAAAUUUCGAGAUCUUUGCGAAGAAACUCUUGAAAAAAUAAGAAACAGAGCUGCUAGAAGACGAUUAAAUUUAAAAACCGAAUUUAGAAUGUAUGAUAAGCUCAAUACAGGAUACGUUACACGUACGCAAUACAGACAAGUUCUUUCGUCGAAUAACAUAUUGUUAGCCGAAGAAGAAAUGACGUCUUUAGAAUGUAGAUAUAAUGAUGAAAACGGUUUUAACUAUUUCCGGUUUUUGUCGGAAGUUGAAUCCGCGAUGAUUGAAGAGCCUCUCUACAACGAUUACGUUAAAAAAUUAGUAAAAGUCAAUAAGGGAGAAGUUAAAGAAGAUGUAUCAAUAUGCGAAAGAGAUAUUGUUAUGGUACUUGGAAAAAUAAAAGCAAAACUCGUGAGAGAAAGAUUAGACGUUUAUCCAUUUUUGAAAGAAUAUGAUUUGUGCAAUGAAAAAUUUAUAUCGAAAGAAAAUUUUAUACGCGGUUUGUCUACUGCUGGUUUUGUCCUGACGCCAACGGAACUGGAAACGAUUACUAACACAUUUGCAGCUCCCAUGAGAUCUGGUUUCGUCGAUUAUGUUACAUUUGUAAGAACCAUAGACGAAGCAUUUACACAAGCCGAAUUGGAAAGAGCUCCUUUAAUAAUUCCAAUUCCACAUUAUCCAAGCGAAGCAAAUCCUAGGAGUUUCUUAAAUUUUGAAGAAAGGCAUAAAGUUGCUGUUGCUCUUGAAAAACUCGCAUCGGUCGGAGAUAGAAAUCUCGAAGAGCUCUUUUCCGAUUACGACAAGCAAAAAUUUGGAACCAUCACGAAAACUCAACUUAUAAGCGUUUUAUCAAUUCGUAAGAUGCUUUAUUUAUUAUCAACACCCGAGGUUGAUUCUCUCGCAAAAGCUUUCAGUUAUUACAAGGGAAGAAGAGACGAAGUCGAUUACAGAGCAUUUUUAAAAGCAUUAGAAAUAUUAAUAGUGAACCGAAAAAGGAAACCCACUUGGAAUAGUUAA
Pediculus humanus corporis (human body louse) is the source of this 2181-nucleotide messenger RNA. RefSeq lists its product as uncharacterized. The transcript has 13 exons. The coding region runs from base 1 to 2181 and encodes 726 amino acids. NCBI's taxonomy places the organism in Eukaryota, Metazoa, Arthropoda, Insecta, Psocodea, Pediculidae. The record is from RefSeq and is a predicted model, not a curated record.